Messenger RNA from Hydra vulgaris (swiftwater hydra), 1221 nucleotides. Its product is annotated as WD repeat-containing protein 54. Gene Ontology annotation, cellular component: cytoplasm; nucleus. Gene Ontology annotation, biological process: proteasome-mediated ubiquitin-dependent protein catabolic process; ubiquitin recycling; mRNA splicing, via spliceosome. The record is from RefSeq and is a predicted model, not a curated record. Gene Ontology annotation, molecular function: ubiquitin binding. Lineage: Eukaryota; Metazoa; Cnidaria; Hydrozoa; Anthoathecata; Hydridae.
AUAUUUUUAUAAUUAGGUGUAAAUAAUGUAUAAAAAAGUCUCUUCACUUCCUAUUAAAUCAAGUGCAUCAUUGCUUUAUAAUAAUUUUGAUGUGGUAAAGGCAUCAGAAAAUAACGAUCACUUGUUUGCUGUGGUACACAAAUCUAUUGUUUGGGUGUUUGACCCUUCCCAGAGUAAAGAUGAAAAAGGUUUUACCAACACACUGUGUCGAAAAGUUAUUUGUAAAGGUGAAAGUAUGCAUGACAGUGCAAUUAUUUUGCAGGCCAAGUGGUGUGUAUUAGCAACAAGAACUUUAUUAGUUAUUGCAUCUGUUAAAGGAGUGCAGAUGUUUGAAGCUGAUGGCUCAAUUAUGUUAUUUUGGCAGGCUCUAGGAACUCAUCGCAUUUAUGGUCAUGCUCAGUAUGCAAGAGGUGUGACAGCUGUUGGAGAAAAACAUAUCUGUAUAGGUGUUGCUGAUGGUUCUAUACUUGUAUUUGAUAUUCCUAAUAAAGGAACUACUGUAAAACUUCACGAAACACUUUUAGAACAUCGUACUAGUAUAACUGACCUUCAUUCGCAUAGUAGUUCUGGUAACAUGAUAUCUGGCGAUGAAGAGGGAAACAUUAUAGUAUGGAAAGCUGGUGGACAUUUUACAAAAUUAAUUGAAAUAAUGGGAUUUGGGUUUCCUUGUUCAAGUAUUCGUUUAUGGAAAACUAUGGUUAUUGGUGGAUAUGGCAGUGGUCAUAUUCGUAUUUUUAAUGCUGUAACAGGCAAAAUUAUAGCUGAAAUAACUGCUCAUGCCAAAUGGAUUAAUGCUAUUGAUGUAGCUGAGGAUAGUGGAUUACUUUUAAGUUCUUCUGAAGAUAGUUUUAUCAGGGUUUGGGAUUUGAAUAAGAUGGUGCAAAUUGAUCAAAUUUUAGUGGAGAAUUCACAGAUUACUGGUGCUCGUUUUAUAGAUAAUUCUGGAGAUACUUUUGGAUUAACAGCUUUUGAUUCUAACCAAGUAUUAAUUUAUAGUGUGUAGUGAUUGAAUGAAUGUAUGAUGAUUAAAUUUUUAAUUUAUUUGUAAAUAGGAGAAUAUGAAAAUAAAAAAAAAACUUCAAAUUAUAUAUAUUACAAUUUAUUUAUUGUUGAAUAUAUUAUAAUUUAUUUGCAGUUGCUAAUAUGAUGCAAUAUACUUAAUAUAUUAAAAUUUGAAUUUUAUUGUAACUUGUUUUUUGUAGAUUAUAUUUAUUGCAAAUA